UGGAAUUCGCGCUAACGGCAGCGAGCUACCUGAAGCCUUUUGCUGAAGGGUUUGUGUACAUUAACACGACAAAAGUGCACCCAGUAUGGUUUCCAUAUCCGUUAGCUCCGACCUUUCACGCUGCGCGUAUUUCCAUCAUCUACCAGUCGAACACCCGCCGUUCAUCGAGUCAGCAAUCAUGGGGGACGUAUCUAAUAGGGUACCUAAUCAUGGGUUGGGGAGGAGGCAUCUUGUCGCAUUUUCUGCUAGGACUGCCUCCACCUAUGCUCUAUUCGUUCCAUCCAGCCAUCAACUAUAUCACCGUUCAUUUAAUCGUGACGCUCCUUUUCAAAAUAUUGCCAGAUGUUCUUUAUCCACCCGUACUUGAUACGAUACUCUGGCCAUUGGACGCCCUACUACGAACGAACGCGGUCACCAGCACCCUGGGGCUGCUCUACGCGCCCAGCGUACAUCCAGAAUAUCAGAACUCCGCGUUGACCCACAUGAUUGUUGGUGCAAUAGUCUCGUCAGGUGGAGGCGUAGCCGUCGGUACCCUUGGUGCAUUUUCGACGUCUUGGUCUUUCACGACACCCCCGAUCCUUCGUGCUGGUGCAGGAUGGGCAGGGACUCUGGAUGUCUGGGGAGGAGCUCUUGUCGGCCUCAUUUACAGCAGCACGACGAAUCACCCUGCCUUCGCCUCGUUGAAAACGUACACCACGCUCCUUCUGUCCUCCCCUUUCCUUUCUGCCACCCGCAAGCCGCAUGCAGAUGCCGAUUUCCCACCCCUCAGCACCCUGGAAGCGAAAUCCCUCGCCUAUGUCGUCCUCGCCACCCUGUUCGCAGCUCGCGUAGCUCAGACACACUGGCUCGAAUCGACCCCUGCCCCGAAGCCAGCGAAUUCCGUGAACAAGAAGCCCAAGAAAAAGACACAGUAGC
Messenger RNA from Cyclocybe aegerita, 915 nucleotides. The record is from the annotation of a GenBank genome assembly. Lineage: Eukaryota; Fungi; Basidiomycota; Agaricomycetes; Agaricales; Hemipholiotaceae.